Molecule: messenger RNA, 6949 nt
Organism: Pseudopipra pipra
Lineage: Eukaryota; Metazoa; Chordata; Aves; Passeriformes; Pipridae
Gene: MAP3K13
Product: mitogen-activated protein kinase kinase kinase 13
Exons: 16
Coding region: 412-3270 (952 amino acids)
Biological process (GO): protein autophosphorylation; signal transduction
Cellular component (GO): cytoplasm
Molecular function (GO): ATP binding; MAP kinase kinase kinase activity
Source: RefSeq, a predicted model, not a curated record
GGCGCCGUGCCGGAGGUGACGUGUGCGGGAGCGCGCGGGGCGGAGCGGCUGCGCCGGCGGGGACGCGGCUAACGGGGAGCACCAGUUUGGGAGGAAGAGCAAAGAGACUUAAGGACAAAAACUGAUGGACCAUUACAUCUUCCAAAAUGAGCCUACUCACACUUUUCUCCAGGAAAAUAACAUGUCUUGAAGAGAGAAGAAUUCAGUGCUGGACUGCCCCGAACACUCCCCACGGUGCAGCUUCAGGGAGCAGCUUGGUUUAUCUGACGUGAAGAGGAGGCACAUGUGCAGUGAGCCAAGAGGACAUGGGCUUUCAGUGCACCUGCAGCAAUGAUCAGGUACUGGGUCCACGUGUUGCAUCUGAGUUGUGUUGCACAAAUUCUCUAAGCCCCAGCUCGGCCCAUCUCCUUGAUGCACACUCACAGCAUCAUGGCCAGCACUCAGGAGCGCCUGGGCCUGUCUUCCUCCCCGAACUCCAUGGGCAAAGCUUUCUGUGAGGACAAAGACUUGGGUAGGUUCCCCGACGAGCACACUCCCGCCGGGACCCACCCGUCCCCCGAGCUCAUCGAGGACGUGCGGGACAAGGGUUUGCUGCCGGCGGAGCUGCUGGAGGGCGUGAGCAGCCCGGUCACGGCGGCCGUGCUCACCAGCAUCAGCGAGGACUCCCGGGACCAGUUCGAGAACAGCGUCCUGCAGCUGCGGGAGCAGGACGAGCCCGACACGCCCGUCCCGCAGGGCCCCCGGGGCGCGGGGGACGGGGACAGCCACGGCGCGGGGGACGAUGUCAAGGUGCAGUUCAACAGGUCGGGCAGCGGCAGCGGCGGCUUCCUCGAGGGGCUCUUCGGGUGCCUGAGGCCCGUGUGGAACAUCAUAGGCAAGGCGUACUCCACGGACUACAAGCUGCAGCAGCAAGAUACCUGGGAGGUGCCGUUUGAGGAGAUCUCGGAGCUGCAGUGGCUGGGCAGUGGAGCACAGGGAGCAGUGUUCCUGGGCAAAUUCCGGGCGGAGGAGGUGGCCAUCAAGAAAGUGAGGGAUCAGAACGAAACGGAUAUCAAGCACCUGAGGAAGCUCAAACACCCCAACAUCAUUGCGUUCAAGGGGGUCUGCACUCAAGCCCCGUGCUACUGCAUCAUCAUGGAAUACUGUGCCCACGGGCAGCUCUACGAGGUCCUGCGGGCGGGCAGGAAGGUCACCCCUCGGCUGCUGGUGGACUGGUCCACGGGCAUUGCCAGUGGCAUGAACUACCUGCACCUUCACAAAAUCAUCCAUCGAGACCUCAAGUCACCAAAUGUUUUAGUUACACACACAGAUGCAGUGAAAAUUUCAGAUUUCGGUACAUCUAAAGAGCUCAGUGAUAAAAGCACCAAGAUGUCCUUUGCGGGAACAGUGGCUUGGAUGGCCCCGGAGGUGAUACGGAACGAGCCCGUCUCCGAGAAGGUCGAUAUCUGGUCAUUUGGGGUAGUUUUGUGGGAGCUGCUUACGGGAGAGAUUCCCUACAAGGACGUGGAUUCCUCGGCCAUCAUCUGGGGAGUGGGCAGUAACAGCCUGCACCUUCCCGUCCCUUCCACCUGCCCAGAUGGCUUCAAAAUCCUCAUGAAACAAACCUGGCAGAGCAAGCCCCGGAACCGUCCCUCCUUCCGGCAGACCCUGAUGCACCUGGACAUCGCCUCUGCCGACGUGCUGGCUACUCCUCAGGAAACCUACUUCAAAUCCCAGGCUGAAUGGAGAGAAGAAGUGAAGAAACAUUUUGAGAAAAUUAAAAGUGAAGGAACUUGUAUCCACCGGUUGGAUGAAGAAUUGAUUCGGCGCCGAAGAGAAGAGCUCAGGCAUGCAUUAGAUAUCCGUGAGCACUACGAGAGGAAGCUGGAGCGGGCCAACAACCUGUACAUGGAGCUCAGUGCUAUUAUGCUGCAGCUGGAGGUCCGGGAGAAGGAGCUCAUCAAGAGGGAACAAGCAGUGGAAAAGAAAUACCCUGGGACUUACAAGCGCCACCCAGUCAGACCAAUAAUCCACCCCAAUACAGUGGAGAAGCUGAUGAAGAGGAAAGGAGUCUCUCAUAAACCAGGCAGCCAGACUAAAAGGCCAGACCUGCUCAAGUCGGAGGGCAUACCCAGCACAGAGGCAGCGUCCAACGGCUCCCCAGUCUCAGGAAGUCCCAAAAUGUCAACGCUGAGCGGCAAAAGCCGGUACCGCAGCAAGCCCCGGCACCGCCGGGGGAACAGCAAAGGCAGCUACCAGGAAUUCGCAGGGAUCUUGAAAAACCAGCCGGCGCAGGACGACGCACCCCCACCUCCGCCCCACAACCCCCCCCCGCACCCCGGGCUGCCGCAGCCGGGCCACGGCCACCCCUCGCGGCUGCACGGCCACGGGCAGGACAUCGCCAACUGCGCCAACAACCUGCGCUACUUCGGCCCCGCGGCCGCGCUGCGCAGCCCCCUCAGCAACCACGCCCAGCGCCGCAUGUCCGGCUCCAGCCCCGACCUCAUCUCCACCGCCAUGGAGGCCGACUGCCGCCGCGGCCUCGACGGCAAGGGCGGCCAGGCCGAGCGCUGGGAGUGCUGCACCGCAGACCCCUACGAGUCGUGUCUGCAGUGCAGGGACGAGGACAGUGGGCAGGGGCAGAUGGCACCGGUGGAGGCGGGGGGGAGCCGCCCCCAGUCCCCGGCUUCUGCUUCCCUCUACGAGAGCGCGCAGUUCAUGGAGAAGCUGGAGGAGCAGGGCACGGCAGCGUCCGCCCUGGGCACUCCCCAGCACGUGGCGUCCUCGGUGCUGCCUUGCAAAGCGAGAUCCCUUCAGAAGAGCGGUGACGACUCAUCAGAAGAGGAAGAGGGUGAAGUAGACAGUGAAGUGGAGUUUCCUCGUAGACAAAGACCCCAUCGCUGCAUCAGUAGCUGCCAGUCCUACUCGACCUUCAGCUCCGAGAACUUCUCCGUGUCCGAUGGAGAGGAGGGGAACACAAGCGACCACUCCAACAGCCCGGAUGAGCUGGGCACCAAGCUGGAAGAUGAGCUGGCUGAGAAGCUGGAGGACAUGUUGUCCCAAACUCCAGAGAUCCCCAUUGAAAUCUCCACGCAGUCGGACGGGCUUUCAGACAAAGAGUGCGCCGUGCGGAGAGUCAAGACUCAGAUGUCUCUGGGCAAGCUUUGUGCAGAUGAACACAGCUGUGAGAACCCACCACAGUUUGGAGAAUCAGACUGUGACUCUUCUGAAGGGGAGUGUUCUGAUGCCACGGUCAGGACCAAUAAGCCCUGCAGCUCUGCUACUUGGUAAUACAGAUCUCCCCCAAAGCUUCCUGAUACUGGCAUUUUGAUUUCCCUGAGAUUCCACUUCAUUCCCCUUCAUCACACUUUACAGGAAGAGAAGAUGCUUCUCCUUCCCACCCCAGGAGUGAUUUGCAAUAACCCGAAUCUCUGGAAAAUGUCCAAAUGAAAUUAAUUCUCUUUGAGCAUUUCAAUCAAGAAUGGCAGGGAUGUAUUUUAUUGAAUAAUCUAGUUACUGUAACAUGGAUAUUUAUUUUUUUGACAUUUUAACACUUUUUACUGUAAAGAGUGGAUUGUAUUUAUAGACAUACAGACUUGUUGCAAAAAAAAAAAAGUUCAGAAAGCAAGCACACUACAGAGAAACAUCCUGGGAGUCCUGCCUGGACAGCUUUGUGUACAGAUGCAGGGGAUUCUCUUGCUGCUUGCACAGGGGACCAGGCCUCGUGGCCCUGAAGAUUGGAGAACAGAUCAAGAAAACUAAACCACUCAGUCUUAUCAAAAGAGGAAAAGCAGAAAACGACCUGACUGUAGGGUGACCUGUGAACAAAGCAUUUUCAGUAUAACCAGCUGGGUCAUUUUUAAUCAGAAGGAGGACAUGUUCCUGGAGCAAACUGGUACUGAGGUGCUAACAUCCAGGGUCUUCUGAGUCAAUACAUCCCCAGGAAUGUAAUAGUGGGUUUUAUUUUAAGGAUUUUUAGUUUCUUUUUUUAAUCAGCAUUUUGUUGUGAGAUCCUGCAAAUGUACUCUAACCUCAUCCUCUUGAGAACUGGUAUCAGAGCACUUCUUAACACCGUCCUUGCUUCACUGUGGCAGUGUCGACCUCCAGUUGAGCAGGGAAACCUCUUUCAGAUGCAGUGUGCCAUUUCCCAGUUUACUUCCUCCUCUUACCUCCUGUCUGUUUCAGUCAGUCAAAGAAAUCAAUCCAAUCAGUGUUGGCAAAGCAAGGACUUGCAAAGCGUGGAAAGCACAUUUCUCAGAGCCUGAGCCCUUCUGGGGAGGACACUGGAGACGCCUGGACUGGACUGGGAGAAGCAGCCUCUCACCUACAGCAGCAUUGAUAACCAGCAGAGAGCUGUGUGUUGAGGGGGAAGACUGGGAAUCACUGGCCUGGCUCAGAGCAUCAGCCCUGCUCUGUCUCCUUAUUCACUGUACAUUCUUGGAAGCAUUAGCAGCUGCCUGCCCUUCAUGUCAGGCUUUGUGCAAAACAGGUUGCACAGGGAAUUUGACAGUGGCUGUGGCACAGCUGUGUCUCGGGCGUGCCCCGAGGCCUCUGUUUCUCCUCCAAGCUGAAACUCUGCAGGUGAAAGUGAGGAUAGUACUGGUAUGUGACAGGCCGAGGCAUUGGCAGAUGAGAAAAAUUUGUUUUCUGAUAGAACUCAUAGUGCCUUCCCUUCAAACACUACUCUUCUAAAACAAUGUUGAAAGAGAACAAAACGAUAGAGCACGUUCCCCCCCCUUCCUUAGUUGAUGUCCCCCUGCAAGAGCUCUCCCUCUGCCCUUCCCAGCGUGCUGGCACGACCAGCCUGAGGUGAACGGCAGGAAUGGACCAUGGACAGGUACUUCUGUUGCUUUGUUUGUUUACAUUUUAUGUUAAAAUAUUGGUUUGAAUUUAACUGUGGUAAUUUAUAGCCUCAUGGCAAAGUGAAGGAAAAUGUCUUACCUAUACAGAGAGCAGUAUUGUAUGAGUUAAAUUAUCCCAUAUUUUUAAAUUUUUGUAGCUGGACUACAGACAGAUCUUAAGUUAUGAUGUUAUUUUAUUAUUUAUUAUCAUUUCUGUAGAUCAGAAGGUUGGCUUCACCGCUAGCACAAUUGUAAUCUGUUUGUGUGAUGUUACCUUCUCCCUGGUCACCGAGGGGGCGGGAGCAGAGCUGGGCUCAGUGGCUGUUAGGAAUUGCUGCCUCUCGUGAUUUCCAGGGAUGCUGUUACUCCAGGAGAGGACACAGAGAGGGAUGGAUGGCUGCAGUCAGCCCUGUGUGAGGUUCUUUGUGGGCACUUUGCUCACGUUGCUGGUAGUUGUCAGCCCCUGAACUGGAGGGGAUGGUGAUCAGGGAGCGAGUGGCUUUUGAACUGACCACAAAAUGAGUAACUGUGACGGGAUCCCCUGGCAAGAGCAUCCCAAAGGACAUUGCUCCAGGCAGCGGGUGCGAGAUCACGGUGGCCAGCAGUGGAUCCACAUGGUGGAUCACCCUGGCAGGACCAAACAGGCUGCUGGAGAGGGAGCGACCUGCUCACCCUGCCCUCAGCAGCAAGGCUGGCUCUGGGUGGAGGCACAAUGCCCUGGGGAGUGAAGCUCUUUCCUGGCUCCUUUCUUGUUUCCUCUCCCUUCCCACCCCUCGUUUCUCCUCCCAGGCGUUCUCUGUCUCUUGGCCAGCAGCAGGAGGAGGUGGCAGGGCCAGAGAUGGCUUUGUUGUGAGGUGAUUGGUGUGAGAGGGAUUUGGUGUGGCAGAGGUGGUGCAGAUGGUUACUCAGGAGGCUGGAGGCCAAGGUGUGGGAAUUUAGCAGUGGGAGGACUAUGUGCACGUAACAUACUGUGGUGUAAACAGAGGUUGAGAACUGCCAUUGGGUGUCCCCCAGCAGAGGAUGGAAGGCCUGUGCCCCUGGGGAGACUCUGCUCAGAGCUGGCAGGCUCCCUGAGCCCGGUGUCCUUGGGCAGCCCCACACAACAGCCCCAAAGCAGAGCUGCCUCUGCUCAGGCCUGUCAGUCUCUGCAGGGCCUCCAGCCUGUGACGAUUCAGUCCCAGUCAAACAGAUCCCAGAGGGGUUUGGGUACCUGUGGUCUCUGCUUAGGUUCCACCGUGGGAUGCAGCUCCUCUGGGCUCGCAGAGAAGCUUUGGGGUGUGGGAUUCUGGGACCCUUAUGGACCAGCUGUCCUGGGUGUGUGCUGAUCCCUUCCCGUCCUUGCCUGGGGAUGUGCUGGCCUGUUCUGCAGCCUGGGCAAGCAGAGCUGAACCCUCCAGGCCGCCACAUUUAGCUCUAGUUUCCUCACACACCCAGGUCAUUGCACUUUUAUGGUCCAGUGUCACUCCUCCUACCUGCUGCCUCCAAUGCAGCAUCCCUCUGGAAAUGCCACUAGGGCAGCCCCCCUUGCCCCCGUCCGUGGAGGUGCCACCCCAGCCUUGCCCUGCACACACAUCUCGUGUGCUCAGCUGUGUGUGGGCAGGGCUGGCUCAGCACCGCCCACAUUCCCGGGGUGUCACCGUCCAUUCUGCAGGGCGUUAGGGCGGAUUUCCUUAGUGGAACCUCCCUGGAAUGGCACAGACGUGACCUGUGACCUCCACGUCACUGUACGGGCGCCUGUGCUGCGGUUCCUCACACUUUCCCUCCCAGCAGGGUCUGGGAGGUGUAGUGGACCUGCUUCCUCCUCGGAGUAACACCGCGCUCGCAGGGCAGGAGUAACCCGUGGGUUCCCUUUCCAGCACCCCAAGUUCCCUGACCCAGUUCUCAUGGCUGCUGACAGCUCCUGAACACUAGCCUAGAUUUUCUCCCAGAGCUGAAUGUUGCCCUCCCCACUGUCGUGUUAAGUACCCAUUUCAUCUUGGCCCUGUCCAGUAGCGUUCAUCCCCUCCUCCCUGCUCUGUGGAUUCCUGAGACAAACUUGAUUUUUUUUGUAUUGACCAGUGUACAGUGAUGGAAACAAGAAUGACUAUCAAAGCAAACAAUGCAUGGAAUAAAAAGCCAGUGUACUUCAA